GUUCUUCCUACUUACCUCAAUUUGCGUUCGACGUUCGUGGUCACGUAACCUCAGUUGACAUGGCCGCGAUUCAGGCUUCAAAGGAUUUUUCCCUCGGUAAGCCAUCAAAGAUAGGAAAUGUCGAACAUCCAAAGUUUAGGCCACAGCAAAACCUGUACGCGAGGUAUCAUCAGACAGAGUUUGGGGCACAGACGGUGAACGCCAGGUCGUAUCGUGAUCCUUGUUUUGAGCGCGAACCGUUCGUUGACUCGCUUAUUUAUUCUCUUAGUUUGGUCCUAUGGGUUUCACCCCAAAAUCAAUGGACGAGCCUGACAAACAGCGAACACAGAGAAACUCAGAUGCCACGCAGGCGUCUGAAAAGCCUACGCUCCAACAGUCUUGGGACAUUAUCAUGAAGACGGUAGAAAAUCUUGACCAGGAUUUAGUGAAGGGAUAUAAAGAGGACAUUGAUACCCUUUUAGUUUUCGCUGGAUUGUUUUCAGCAGUCGUAACAGCCUUCACUAUAGAAUCAUAUCAAUGGCUACAAGAAGACCCGCAGGAUACCACGGUUGUGCUUCUCAGGCAGAUUGCUCAGCAGAUGGGUGGCCAGUCUACGUCUGCAUCUCAACCCAUUAAUUUCAUCCCUUCCUCCUCGGCCGUCCGGAUCAACACGUUUUGGUUUCUCAGUCUCAUCCUUGCACUGGUCGAUGCCUUGUUCAGUCUACUGUGCAAGCAGUGGAUCCGGGAGCAUCAACGUCAAAUAAACACCCGUACGCCAGGUCAGGCGUUAGCCCUUCACUGGCUGCGUAAUCAGAGUUUCGAACGAUGGCAUGUCCCAACGAUUCUCGCAUCCCUCCCAAUCUUGCUCGAAAUCGCUCUCUUCCUGUUCUUUGCUGGAUUAUUAGAGCUGCUCUGGACCCAACAUCUUAUUCCUUUUGCUUUUGCUUUGGGUAUCGUUGGACUCGCCGUUUCGUUUUACCUGGUAACUACAAUACUUCCUGGCUUGAGUGUAAUCCAACAAGUUCUCCAACUUCAUCCCUUCAUUCCCUACCAUCGAAACGUUUUCCCGGACAUGAUCUUCAGCUUACCUCCAAUUCACUUCAUAUGCCCUUACAAAUCUCCGCAGUCGUGGUUUAUAUUCCGCCUUUGCUUUGCCGUGUGUCGUCUCCCGGGCUGCAGACAGCUUUUAUACUCCUUUGCAAAGUUUCGUCCUUCAAAGGAUGGCAACAUUGCCGUAUCUCAUCUCGACUUUAUGAUCAACAAGAAUAUCACCAACCUCUUCAACUGGCAGUCUCACGAUCUCAACGUCAUCCAGCGGUUCUCGAGGCUACGCUAUUGUCCCGACCUAUACGAACUGAAGGGCCUUCGAUGGUUUUUCCGAGAAACUCGAGACAUGCCAUCCGCGAUCCCGCAUCUGAGGAACGUGUUGAGACAGCUUCCUCCGCAUAUAGUUAUGCCCUCUAUAUUUGAUGAGUGGUUUCUACCAGUUGGUAAACCCAAGUGGACUGUAUCGGAUAUUGAUACUGCACUGGAAGAUGACCGUGACGGGGAUCUUGAUUUGUUCGAUCUCGGUGAUUCGGUCGGCGACGAUGAUGAUUUGGCUUUAUUCGGUGACCGAUCGUCAGCACAGAGUCUGGCUCUCGUUUCCCAGGUGCUUUCGUUCCAUCACUACUUGGCUGUGUAUGAGGACGCGUGGGGACCAUAUGACCAGGAAGGUGACCAUUUGGCGAAGGGAGCUCGUGAUUUGUGGGAUCAAAUAUUGACGGCGAGAGUGUUGCCGGGGAGAGAAGGAGGGAAUAAUCUAUUUUAUCGGCCUUCCUUCCAUCUCGAAGCUUUCCUCGUCCGAUUGUUACUCGUUCCAUCGAAUUCAAAACGAUGGCGCGGGAAGGUUAUGGAUUAUUUCACACAGCAGUGGGACAGCUUGGACGAUUCCUCUCAAGUCCAACUCAUCGGGAGAUUAACCAUGUCUAUUAUUUCCUUCCUCGAAUCGCCCGAUUCCGGCCACGAUGUAGGAUCAACGCUUUUGAUGUCCCGCUAUGGGUGCGAGUUUUUCACGUAUGUGAAUGACAAGUUACUUGGCAACAAGGCAGCAUUGCUCGGUGGCCCCAUGGACGAUUGGAUGGAACUAUCGAACCGUAUCCGACACUUGAAUAAGUUGCCACCGCACCAGUUUAAACCCAUGCCUGGAUACUUCCCUAUACCCUGUGCUGAGCUUGCAGAGCUCUUGGAGGAUAAUAGCUUGAAUCCCGACGUCCUUGGGCCAGUGUUGGAUUCCUAUGAGCAGUGGUGGUACAAUGCGGAGGAUUCUAGAAAGGAGGGACUUAUCCAGACACUGUCCAAUCACAUAAAUCAGGCUCGACUCAACACAUUGAAUACGGAACCGCUCCCACCUAGACAUCCUACUUCUCUUAUGAUGUCACAACGAGGCCUCCGGUUUCUGACGUUUUUGAACGAGAAGUUGGUUGAGGACCAUGCAAUUCGCCUUGUGUGGAAAGAAACCACUAUAGGCUCAUGGGUGGACGCUCUGGAGCGUACACAAGCUUUCUGCGGAUUACCAGCCGGAUAUUUCAAACCUACUUCGAAAAGUGGUUUAGGAAUAGACUUGCAGACUAAUAAUGGCGAAAUUGUGGUUGGGUAUCCGCCAAAGACAGAUACUGACGAUAUCAGCACUGUGGGCACGGCGAGAGGUAGUCGAAAUCUCGAGGCAUUGGGGAAUGAAGAUGGUCUUUUAUCUGCGAGCGACGGAGGGUUGGAUGAUCAGGGCGCCAUCGAGUUGAAGAGUGUACCGUUACCGCCUGGUGGUCCAACUGAAUAGCAGGCUCUUGUGGUUCAGGGAAGGAAUCAAGGCAGCAAUGGUCGGGUUUCAGGAGAGCCUAUCACGAGUGGAGAUCGACAGCGUGUAGAUGGAGGGCCAGGCGCCGAAAAUAACGUUUAGCGGCGACGUUCUGUUGUGUUGUAUGCAACCGGCAGGAUAGCGCGUGGGUGAACGGGUUAACGACCACAAAGACUCACAGAGUCCGUUCCCGAUAAAUCUAGUAACAUGGCCAUGCUGAUAAUCUAUGUGCAAUUAUAUAACCAUGCAUAGGCAGUCAAAGUAAAGUAUGUAUAUAUCAUCGUUACACCGUGAAACCCAAACAAAUGAUUGCAAAGAGUACAUCUAAGUAAAAACCAUAACGGCGUGCCAUCUCCUGCAAACAACGGUUAACGCCGCGGCUGCCAGAAAUCCCAACCCCGUUCCGUGUGUGCCAUUUCCAUCUAUCAGCUAAACUACCACGAUCCCACCCAUCCAAUUUUGAACAAUUUGUAACCACUCUCAUCAGCCCGACCCACACCUCCUUGUUUAACAAAGCUCUCCCUUUCGAGGACAGCAAGCUCCGGGAUGUCACCAGAGCUGACAACGGACGCGUCAGGAAACGUCUCCUCAACCGUAUGAUCCAGGUUCUCGUGUCUACCUGUCGUGCGCAGUGGCAUGAUCAACCAGAAGUAACCACCCUGGUAGUCACUUUCAGAUGAAGGUCGCGUUAAAAGCCGCUCAACGCACGCUUUGAUCCACCGAGAGUGGUGAGGAUGGUAGAUAACAUCAGCUGCAAGGAUCACGUCGAAUCGUUGUCCUUCAAAUGAUGAAUAAUCGGGAGAUUCCCAAUCGAGACGAAGAACCGAAACGGGGUUAGGUCCAGGCUCGCUGGAUGAGGGAGAGGAACGAGAAAAGUUGGUCGAAAUGUUGACAGCGAGGUUGGAUAGUACGGCCGGAUGAUAGUCCGUAGCUACAACUGGGUGAAAUAUGGGGACGGGUUGUGUCGAAGAACGCUGCUGCCGUUCUAGAAUUUUAGCAGCAGUAAUACUGAGAAGGCCGGUCCCUGCACCAAGUUCCAAAACUCUGGCCGAAGGCCUUCGCUCCAACAUGAACACGGAAGGAACGGCGGACAUCCUUUCGGCAAGCACGAUAGAGCUGGCCCAGCUCUGUAAACCGACGGAUGUAUGGUCUACAUCCGAUAGCGGGGCAUCGUUCAACUUGACAAGGAUAUCCGGAUGACCACCCCGACUUGGAAAAGAGAAUGAACGAGUGAGAGCGCAUUGUGCGGCUUGCUCCUCAUCGUCGUGGCCGUUGAAAGCGGAGAGAAUAGAAAUGGCCUUUUCGACCACGUUGGCUCUUGUCUCGUAUUCGUCCACGUCCUCCCCGCUCUCUAUUACCCAAGCAUCCGAACGAGCGAUGAAAGCAGUGACCCAUUUGAUCGCAAACGUGCGUUCGAAUGGAUCAGCACGUAAUAUUUCCACUGCCUCUUCGUCCUCUGACCCAUGCUCCAUCAACUGUUCUUCUUCGUCCUCGAUACUCUCUUCCUCUGCGGAUGCAUAACCAGAAUCAGGGACCGAGUCGUCAUGGAUUGUCUGCAAAUGUUUGCGGGUGGGCACUGCGAACUUGGUUGUAAAAGAGUGGGGAGGCCAGUAUAAUUGGCGCAGACUGUCGAGUGCACCGGAGAUGUAUACGGCGGUGAAUGUGAGAAGUUUUGAAAGCGGCGGGAGGUUGGAAGAAGGUGUCGAUAGCGCCGUAGGCAUUUUUGUUAGAAUUCUAGGGGAUCUUGGGAGUCUAUGAAGUGAAAGCGUUACUCUAAAAAAUCUAUGAGUCUAUGAGUCUAGAGAUAAACGACGGCGUGGACGGUUGAGAUCCACGCCGUCACAAGGUAAUGACAGGCAUUUUUGAAAGAGAUGGUGGAGGUAGAUGGACAAG
This is a messenger RNA of Marasmius oreades (fairy-ring Marasmius), 4705 nucleotides long. RefSeq lists its product as uncharacterized. NCBI's taxonomy places the organism in Eukaryota, Fungi, Basidiomycota, Agaricomycetes, Agaricales, Marasmiaceae. The transcript is spliced from 6 exons. The coding region runs from base 278 to 2794 and encodes 838 amino acids. The record is from RefSeq and is a predicted model, not a curated record.